Messenger RNA from Piliocolobus tephrosceles (Ugandan red Colobus), 1833 nucleotides. RefSeq names its product KLF transcription factor 18 (gene KLF18). The transcript has 3 exons. Gene Ontology annotation, biological process: regulation of transcription by RNA polymerase II. The coding region runs from base 1 to 1833 and encodes 610 amino acids. Gene Ontology annotation, molecular function: RNA polymerase II cis-regulatory region sequence-specific DNA binding; DNA-binding transcription factor activity, RNA polymerase II-specific. The record is from RefSeq and is a predicted model, not a curated record. NCBI's taxonomy places the organism in Eukaryota, Metazoa, Chordata, Mammalia, Primates, Cercopithecidae.
AUGGAUUCCAGUCUCCUCCAGGCAAUUGAGGAAAUUGAGAAUUUUUUCCAGCAUCUCUCUGAGCAACAUACAAAAUGGGCAGAAACCCCAGAUGCACCAGAACCACAGAACUGUAUGCCUCUGACUGCCCAUGCUGAGGAGAGCCAACAUGAGUCAACCUGGAGCAAGACGAUGCCUCCCUUGGGGCCCACAAUGAUGACUUCUGCAUGCACUAACAUCCCUGGGACAGUUCUCACCCAGGACUUAACAAUGCACCCUCUUAAAGACCUUGAAGACUUAAAUGAGACUUAUUCCAUGGGCCAGAAAGUGACUUCCUUUGAUCAGAUAAAACACACAGCAGGCUCCCAGAUGACAGAUGUUACUGACACCCCAAAGUCAUCACCCACUGAUUGCCAGAAGACAGCCAUCACUGCAAGCAAAAUGACAAUCUCCAAUGAAAGUAACCAGCUGAACACUCCAAGUAGUGACCAGACCCUCACUGAGAGUCAGAUACUAGCCCUGCAUGGAGAUCAGAUGAAGACCCUCAGUGCUAACCAGACUCUGUGUGGGGACCAGGUGACCUUCAGUACUGACCAGACCCUCACUGAUGGUCAUACAGUGACUUCCAGUGGCGAUGAGGCCCUCUCUGGGGGCCAGAUGACAACCAGCCCAGACCUCUAUAGAGGGCAAAUGAUGACUUCCACUGACAACCAGACCCUCUGUGGGGAGCAAGUGACAACCUCCACUGGUAACCCGGCCCUCUACAGGGAGCAGAUGACGACCUCCACUGGUAACCAGACCCUCUACGGGGAGACCCUCUACGGGGAGCAGAUGACGACCUCCACUAGUAACCAGACCCUCUGUGGAGAGCAGAUGACGACCUCCACUGGGAACCAGGACCUUUACGGGGGACAGACGAUGACCUCCACUGGAAACCAGACCCUCUACGGGGUACAGACGUUGACCUCCACUGGGAACCAGACCCUUUACGGGGGACAGACGAUGACCUCCACUGGGAACCAGACCCUCUGUGGAGAGCAGAUGACGACCUUCACUAGUAACCAGACCCUCUACGGGGAGCAGAUGACGACCUCCACUGGGAAUCAGGCCCUCUGUGGGGAGCAGGUGAUGACCUCCACUGGGAACCAGACCCUUUGCGGGGGACAGAUGAUGACCUCCACUGGGAACCAGACCCUCUAUGGGGAGCAGAUGACGACCUCCACUAGUAACCAAACCCUCUGUGGGGAGCAGGUGACAACCUCCACUAGUAACCAGACCCUCUAUGGGGGGCAGAAUAUGACCUUCACUGACAACCAGGCUCUCUGUGGAGGCCAGAUGGCAACAUAUAGUGGCAACCCGACCCUCAAUGGGGACCAGAUGCUGACUCUUCAGGUGGGCAAUAUGACAAUGCUCACUAAUGACUACAGCCUUUAUGGGGGAUAUAUGAUAUCCAAUCAGUUCUCAUCAUUGCCACACCCAGGAUUCCCAUGCUUUUCAAGUUCCCAUUUGAUUCAAGGACAAGUUCCAGAAAAGCAGAAGACACAGAGCUGCCAGUUCUGGAAGAAUCCUGAGGUUUCGAGGCCCUACAUCUGCACUUACGAGAACUGCAAGAAGUCUUAUAAAAAGGCUUGCCACCUCCGAACCCAUAUGCGCAAGCACACCGGGGAGAAGCCCUACAUAUGCGAUGUAGAAGGAUGUACAUGGAAAUUCACCCGCUCAGAUGAGCUCAACAGACACAAGAAAAGGCACACUGGGGAACGGCCCUACCUGUGUUCAAUAUGCAACAAGAAUUUUGCAAGAUCUGAUCACCUAAAGCAGCAUGCAAAGGUCCACAAUGUUCACCCAGGAUUAUGA